Messenger RNA from Hyaena hyaena (striped hyena), 2210 nucleotides. RefSeq names its product kelch like family member 20 (gene KLHL20). The coding region runs from base 114 to 1943 and encodes 609 amino acids. Lineage: Eukaryota; Metazoa; Chordata; Mammalia; Carnivora; Hyaenidae. The transcript is spliced from 12 exons. The record is from RefSeq and is a predicted model, not a curated record. Gene Ontology annotation, molecular function: protein binding.
CUGCAUCCUGCGGGGUGGCGGGCGGAGGAGGCAGAGGGGGCGGCGGCAGAGGAGAAGAAAGUGACAGAGCCGGUUCGGCUUUAGAGAGUGGUGAAGGGUACUUUUCAUGGUGCAUGGAAGGAAAGCCAAUGCGCAGGUGUACCAACAUUCGACCAGGAGAGACUGGAAUGGAUGUAACAAGCCGCUGCACCCUUGGAGACCCCAAUAAACUGCCAGAAGGGGUUCCCCAACCUGCCCGCAUGCCCUAUAUCUCAGACAAGCACCCUCGACAGACCUUGGAAGUGAUAAACCUUCUGAGAAAGCACCGGGAGCUAUGCGAUGUGGUGCUAGUUGUGGGCGCUAAGAAGAUAUAUGCCCAUCGAGUCAUUUUGUCAGCCUGUAGUCCCUACUUCCGAGCUAUGUUUACAGGAGAAUUGGCAGAGAGCCGUCAGACAGAAGUAGUGAUCCGAGACAUAGAUGAGAGGGCUAUGGAGCUACUGAUUGACUUUGCGUACACCUCCCAGAUAACUGUGGAAGAGGGCAAUGUUCAGACCCUUCUGCCAGCGGCUUGUCUCCUCCAGCUGGCAGAAAUCCAGGAAGCCUGCUGUGAAUUCUUAAAAAGACAAUUAGAUCCUUCUAAUUGCCUGGGCAUUCGGGCUUUUGCUGACACACAUUCAUGUCGUGAGUUGCUAAGGAUAGCAGACAAGUUCACUCAACAUAACUUUCAAGAGGUGAUGGAAAGUGAAGAGUUCAUGUUGCUUCCAGCCAAUCAGCUCAUUGAUAUAAUAUCUAGUGAUGAACUGAAUGUUCGCAGUGAAGAACAGGUGUUCAAUGCAGUGAUGGCCUGGGUCAAAUACAGUAUUCAAGAAAGACGUCCUCAGUUACCCCAGGUGCUGCAGCAUGUUCGCCUGCCUUUGCUUAGUCCCAAGUUCCUGGUGGGCACUGUAGGCUCUGAUCCCCUCAUCAAAAGUGAUGAAGAAUGCAGAGACUUGGUAGAUGAAGCUAAAAACUAUCUCCUCUUGCCUCAAGAACGACCACUAAUGCAAGGACCAAGGACAAGACCACGGAAACCUAUCCGAUGUGGAGAAGUACUCUUUGCAGUUGGUGGCUGGUGCAGUGGAGAUGCCAUUUCUAGUGUCGAACGAUAUGAUCCACAGACCAAUGAAUGGCGAAUGGUAGCUUCAAUGAGUAAAAGGCGAUGUGGAGUUGGGGUUAGUGUUCUUGAUGACCUGCUAUAUGCAGUAGGAGGCCAUGAUGGAUCUUCUUAUCUCAAUAGUGUUGAAAGGUAUGACCCUAAGACAAACCAGUGGAGCAGCGACGUGGCUCCUACAAGCACGUGCAGGACUAGUGUUGGUGUGGCAGUGCUCGGAGGCUUUCUCUAUGCUGUGGGGGGCCAGGAUGGUGUGUCCUGCCUCAACAUUGUUGAGAGGUAUGAUCCAAAGGAAAACAAAUGGACUCGAGUGGCUUCUAUGAGCACCAGAAGACUAGGCGUGGCCGUGGCUGUGUUAGGAGGCUUCUUAUAUGCUGUAGGUGGCUCUGAUGGGACAUCUCCACUCAACACAGUGGAGCGCUACAAUCCUCAGGAAAACAGAUGGCACACCAUAGCUCCUAUGGGGACCCGGAGGAAACACCUAGGCUGUGCAGUGUAUCAGGACAUGAUCUAUGCCGUAGGAGGUAGAGAUGAUACUACAGAGCUUAGCAGCGCUGAGAGAUACAACCCCAGAACUAACCAAUGGUCUCCGGUGGUGGCUAUGACAUCCCGCCGUAGUGGAGUCGGCCUGGCAGUGGUGAAUGGGCAGCUCAUGGCCGUAGGAGGUUUUGAUGGCACGACAUACUUGAAGACCAUUGAAGUUUUUGAUCCUGAUGCCAAUACAUGGAGGUUAUAUGGCGGGAUGAAUUACCGUCGGCUGGGGGGUGGUGUAGGAGUUAUUAAAAUGACACAUUGCGAAUCUCAUAUAUGGUGAACAUCUAGAAGACAGUCGUGUAUGCUCCUCUGUAUUCUGAAGAGCUUUGACUUUGGAGCUUUGUACAGCUCUGGAAAACAUUAGAACAAAUUUUAUCCUUUGCCGGUGCCUCAACAUUUGGAAAUACAAAUACAGUGAAAGUACUUCAAUUGCAAGAUGCCACCUUUGCACAAAAAUUUUCAAUUCUGUGCAGAAUAUUUAUUUUUGGUUUUAAUUUAUCAUGGUUUUUGUUAUUGUUGUUGGGUUUUGUUGUUUCAUUUUGUUUUG